CAGACAAAGGGAACAAGUGAAGUUAUCAGCAAAGAAUAAAUACCGUAUAAUAACGAAUUCCAGUUGAUUUGCAAUUUGAUACUUUAUGUCUGGAAAUAUGAAAAUAUUCGACUUAGAUCUUUAGCUUGUUGUUGGGGGAAAAUCGAAAUACUUUAAUUAAAAAAACAAGCUUUCUCAAAAUUAGUUGUAGUACAUAUCAAUAAGUCCAUUAAAAUGUAUGCAAUUAAGUAAAACCGGGGAGACCAGAUAAUGCAUUAUUGUCUUAAGAAUUCAGAAGUAACUUUUCAGAUUGAUACAGAGGAAUAACUGUUAAUGUUGUAGAGUUACAAUGAUGAUUAUCUGUAUUGUAAAGUCUAGUUUUGAGGACUGGGUUCGGUGAAUGCCACAUUAAGAGUAACUAUACGGAAGAAAUUGUAUUUUAAAACGUGGGAUAGUAUUUUGCACAUAACUUACAAUCGAUGAGUAACAAUAGAUUUGAUCGUUUUGAUAUUUUGAACAGCGCAUAGGUUUUAAGAUACAUUUACAGUACAGUACAUUUACAGUACAGUACAAGUAUUCAGGAAUGAAAUUGAGAAACUAAGAAUAAGAAAAAUGUCAGUCGAAGCUAGUGAAUUUUUGACUGAUGAGGAGUUGGAAGAUCUGGGGGAAGAUGGAAUUUCCAUCGCUACCUACGCCUCUGGUUCAGAAAAGAGAACAAUGAAAAAGAAGACAUCGAGUAAGCCACCUCCAUCUCCCAAAUCGCCAUACUUCUCCAGCACCAGCCUGCGCCCCAAAAAAGCAGCAGUUUGGCGGUCAUUGAAAGGGACGGGUACCAUGCACCUUGAAAACCCUUCAGCUCGAGUACCCAGGGAGUUUUGGCUGGCAUCUGUUAAGACUGCAGGUCUGUCACAGCCCCUAAAAGGAGACUUCGAUGCAACACUCACAAGGCAUUCUUCCUCCUCAAACACCCCAGAGUACCUGAAAGAAGCUCUCGGCAUGAAGAAGCCGAAGCACGCACGCUCUUCCACCAACGGAUAUGUUCCAGGGACCCCAGACUUCAGAGAGAAAGAAGAUAUGUAUGAUGAGAUCAUUGAACUUAAAAAGACGUUACAGGCUCAGAAGUCCGAGACUGAUAUAAUGAAAACGAAAUUGCGCAGAUUAGAGGAAGAAAACGGCAAAAAGGAAAAGCAGAUCGAGCAACUCCUUGACCCCACCAAGGGGUCUGAAUAUACCAGGCUUCUGGUUGACAAAAAGAAUGACGCAAGUGCAAUAAUGAAUGGACUAAAACAGAAAAUUCUUAAACUGGAACAGCAGUGCAGAGAGAAGGAUAAUGCCUUAAAUAAACUUCAAAACGAUUUAAAGACAACAAAUAUUGAAGAAAUGAAGAUAGCAAUGGAGACAUACUAUGAUGAGGUACAGAGAUUAAGGAUUUUACUAGCCAAUACAGAAGCUGCAGAGAGCAGGGCUGAGAAAAAAGAAUCCCAGAAACAACAGAAGGCACUUAAUUCAACCGUCCUGAGACUGUCGAAGAACAUCAAACAGCUUCAAGAAGAGAAUAAAUCUCUGAAGCAGGAUCUCGAAAGAGCUAUGGACAACCCCUCUGUUUCUAGUACUGCCAGAGGUUACAGUGACUGGAGCAAACAGAGGCUCAUAAGACGCAUGUCUGAGCUCGAAAAGAAAGCUGAAGAAUCGGGAUCAAAUACUCCCCAAGUGGAAGUGGACAGCGCAAGGGCCACUCAUGUUAGCACAGUGGCAACCAGUUCUGAUAUAGCCACUCAAAGUGUUACCGAGACUCCCAAAGGAUCAGAUUUCCAGCAGGAAUGUAUUCGUCUCCGUGGGCUUGUCAAGAAAAUGAGGGAGGAGCGUGCUGAUCUACAAGAGCAGUUAACUGAGAAGAUUGCUAAGAUAAAACUACUGGAAAGUGAGAAGCUGGAAGUGAUAAAGGAUGCUGAGAGGCUGAAGGCAGUUGAAAAGGAGAAUGCAUGUCAAGAACUCAAAGAACAGAUGGAAAGACUCAAAGAAAAAAUAAAAAAGUUGGAAUCAGAACUAGAGGAUGAGAGACAUUUUAAAGAAGAGUCUGUAAAAUCAACUAAACAGGGUCAGAGAAGGGAGCCCUUCAACAAGGAAUUUGGAAGUCAGUCCCGUGUCAACCCUGAAAAGGAUCCAGAAAACACUUUGUUCCUCUCUCCAUCCAACCAAGUGCAUCGACAUCAAAAAAGAGAUGAAAAACAGGAAGAGGCAGCGAGAACCAUUCAGAAACAUUGGCACAGUUAUAAAAAUAGGAAUGGAAGCAAAAGUGAAGAUGCAAGCACAGAUAAUAUUUCAGAUCAGGCUGCAAUUUUGAUUCAGUCAGUGCUAAGAGGACACCUGAACAGGGAAAAACAAUUAGCGGAUCUGAAAGCUGCACAGAUCAACAAACCACUCAGCUUUGAAAACAAGAGCCCACAUGUGAACAAGAAAAUGAGCUCUCACAGCCUGGAUAAUGGUGAUGAGCAGGCCGUGAUAUUACUGCAGUCAGCCUUCAGAGGUCACCUGGCACGCUGUGGACAACUCGACAGCAGUUUGCUUUCUGAGAGAGGGACACUGAGUUCGACUCUUAGAAGCACAGGACCCGUUCCAGCACCGAGGAGGAAACCCUUUGUCCUUAAAAACCUAGCAGCUCAGGGUUUGGAACCUGCCGCAUGCAGUGAUGAUGAAGAGGCGAAGGAAGGCCUUGGAGAAGUCAAUGGAGAAGGCCGUGGUGAAAGAUGGAAAGCCAAAGAGUCAGAGGAGCCUAGCCCUCCUAUUAAAAGACUCUCCUUAGCAGGAAAAUUAAAUCAACAUCUGACUGCUGCUGCUCCUGCACAGACUUCAAAGGGUGGCGAUUCAGAUGACUCUGAUGACAUCAUUGUUUCCCCAUCACGGCCAAUGAGAUGAUGAAGCUCUUGCUUUAUAGAUGUGAUUCAGUCAUAUGGUUCAGUGAACUGAGUGCAAUAUGUAUUUGCAAACUGCAAGCAUCCUGGUUACAAAAUCUUUUUUCACAUCUCUCCCUUUUCUCCAUUAAGAAAAACAAAUCUGAUAAGAUUACAGAGAUAGGAAAACCCUUUGAUUGAUAAAAUAUGAUAAAUGACAUUUUCCAAAUAGUCGUGUUAGGUUUGUAUUAAAUAUUAAUGCUAUAAAUCUAUAAAUGUAAGCAUUGGUAUAUCGUUAGUAUACAGUAUGUAUUACUGUAUGUCCUUUUGAGCUAAGACAGCCUAGUUUGUGAGUCAUACAGUCAUCUCCUGUCUUUAAUCUUAAUGAAUAGACAGUUUUUGUUUUCAAAAAAGCUUGUUCUGACCAAAAUCAAGUGCCUGAACUCAUUUGACAAACUUUAUUGAUGAAACUUUAUAUAAAAAAAUUUUACAUUUUCUAUAAUGUGUGAAAAGUGUAUCCUGUACUAUACACUGUAUAUAUAUAUAUUACUUCACAAGUCACCCUUGUGGCCAUGGUUAACCUUUUUGAUAUACAAUUACUCAAAUGUGAAAACAUUUAUUAUUGUUUGUGGGAAUUUUGUAGUAUGCACUUGUACUCACUCAUAGCACCAUAAAUUAAACUACAUGGUGUCAGAGAGAGUUCUAUUAUUAUCUAAAAUAAUGUUUCUCAGCAGACACACAAAAGUGUGACCCAUAAGCUUUACGCUUACAUUUGUCUCUGAUGUGAUAAUGAAACUAAAUUGAUCAUUGAAUUUGAUGUUAAUUGUCGAUAAGUUGUUCAAAGGCAUUUUAUUUUAAAAAAAGUGUCGCCAGGAAUAUCUAUAAGGCCGAUGUCCCUAAGACAAAUCUUAAUUGUUUCAAUCAGUAACUGUGUACAUCUGAUCUGCAAUAUGCUUUGUGCCUUAAAGUGUAUUUAAGAAAGAAAAUUGUAUUUUAGUAUGGUGAUAUUUUAAAGAUUUAUUUUUGUUUAUUAUUAAA
Messenger RNA from Lepisosteus oculatus (spotted gar), 3908 nucleotides. RefSeq names its product IQ motif containing E (gene iqce). Gene Ontology annotation, molecular function: protein binding. NCBI's taxonomy places the organism in Eukaryota, Metazoa, Chordata, Actinopteri, Semionotiformes, Lepisosteidae. The record is from RefSeq and is a predicted model, not a curated record.